Molecule: messenger RNA, 1590 nt
Organism: Poecilia reticulata (guppy)
Lineage: Eukaryota; Metazoa; Chordata; Actinopteri; Cyprinodontiformes; Poeciliidae
Source: RefSeq, a predicted model, not a curated record
AUGUUACGACUGCUUUUUGUUGUGGUUUUUUGUUUUCCAGGUCUAUCUAAUGGAUUUGGAGUGUUACCAGAUGGUCCUCUGAUUGCCUCUGUUGGAGGGACAGUAACGUUCACAACAAACUUAAAUCCAACAGUGACACCAUUUYCAUUGGUCAACUGGCAGUUUUAUAAUGGUUCAACACUUGAACUCAUAAUUAUCUCACAGACUGUUGGAGACACUACUGCACCAGAAUAUGAAGGCAGGAUCACUCUCUUAAAAUCUACUGGAUCUCUGGAACUUAGGAAUCUGAAACUCAGUGACAGUGGAGAAUACACAGUCAGCAUUCAAGAUGGUGUGGUUCAAAGGACAGGACGCACCACACUGAUUGUUUAUGAACCAGUUUCCAAUGCAAGUGUCUCCGCACUAAGCACAGACUUGAUUGAGUUCAGCAGCUCUGUCAGUCUGUCCUGCUCCUCCUCUGGAUCUUCUCUCUCCUUCCUCUGGAUGAAAGACAAAUCUGAGGUUUCAGCCAGUGACAGAGUUCAGAUCACUACAAAUGACGAAAACUCCUAUCUGACUAUAGUCAAUGUGACCAGAAAUGACCAGGGAUCAUACACAUGUCGUGCGUCUAAUCCUGUCAGUUUCAUCAUCAGUGAUCCAGUAAAUAUCUCUGUUAGUUAUGGUCCAGAAAAUGUGACGAUAGAAGUGUAUCCAUUUAAGGAACAUUAUGAGAAAGGAUCAGACAUUAAUCUGACCUGCUCUGCUGACUCGUCACCUUCUGCUGAAUAUAAGUGGCUUCUGAAUGGAGACCAGUUGACCAGUAACAGUCCGUUGCUCCGACUGGUGAAUAUCCAGAUGAGUCAGAGUGGAAAUUACAGCUGUCAGGCCUUUAACAACAAAACUCUUCAAUAUCAAACAUCUCAACCUUCAUCUGUCUCUGUACAUGAGCGAGUCUCUAAUGUUAAGGUUACUCCAGAAGUUACCGACUUAAUUGAGUUCAGUGGGUCUGUCAGCUUCUCCUGCUCCUCCUCUGGAUCUUCUCUCUCCUUCCUCUGGAUGAACAGCAGCUCUGAGGUUUCAGUCAGUGACAGAGUUCAGAUCACUGAUGGAGGAACCAAGCUGAUUAUAAUCAAUGUAACCAGAUAUGAUGAUGGAUCAUACAUCUGUCAUGUGUCCAACCCUGUCAGCAAUGCUAACAGUGAUCCUGUACACCUCUCUGUCAGCUAUGGUCCAGAAAAUGUCAACUUAGAACCACCUUUUCAAGAAUAUACAGAAGGGUCGAACAUCCGUCUGUCUUGUUCAGCUGAUUCCAGACCUAAUGCCAGUUUUAAUUGGUUCUUUAAUGGAAAAAGUCUGUCUGCUUCUGGAUCUCAGCUUGAACUCCUCAAUGUUCAGAAGAAUCAGAGUGGAAACUACAGCUGUCAGGCCUUUAACAGCAAAACCUCAAGAUAUCAAACAUCUCAACUUUCAGCUGUCUCUAUAAAAGUUGAUUUAACAACAAGAGACAACGACUCAUUAUCCUCUGGAGCCAUUGCAGGAAUUGUUAUUGGGUGUUUAGCAUGUGUUUCUUUAAUUGCUCUUGGAGUGUACUUCAUACUUAAAAAAAAGUAA